Messenger RNA from Loxodonta africana (African savanna elephant), 936 nucleotides. Its product is annotated as olfactory receptor 4D2-like. The transcript has a single exon. NCBI's taxonomy places the organism in Eukaryota, Metazoa, Chordata, Mammalia, Proboscidea, Elephantidae. Gene Ontology annotation, biological process: G protein-coupled receptor signaling pathway. The coding region runs from base 1 to 936 and encodes 311 amino acids. Gene Ontology annotation, cellular component: plasma membrane. Gene Ontology annotation, molecular function: G protein-coupled receptor activity; olfactory receptor activity. The record is from RefSeq and is a predicted model, not a curated record.
AUGGGUCCAGGGAAUCUCACUUGGGUAUCAGAAUUUGUCUUCCUGGGUCUCUCACAGACUCAAACAUUCCAGCGUUUUCUGUUUCUGGUGUUCCUGUUUGUCUAUACCACAACUGUUGUGGCAAACCUCCUCAUUGUGGUCACAGUGACCUGUGACUCCCGGCUCCACACACCCAUGUACUUUCUGCUCCAAAACCUGGCUGUCUUAGACCUCAGUUUCUCUUCAGUCACUGCCCCAAAGAUGCUGGCUGACUUCCUUUCUGAGGACAAAACCAUUUCUUACCAGGGCUGCAUGGCCCAGAUCUUCUUCUUUUACUUUCUGGGAGGUGCCAUGGUCUUCUUCCUCUCAGUGAUGGCCUAUGACCGGCUCAUUGCCAUCUCCUGGCCCCCCCACUACAUCACCACCAUGAACACUCAGCUCUGUGUGGGGUUGGUGGUGACCGCCUGGGUUGUAGGCUUUGUUCAUUCCAUUUCCCAGCUGGCUGUGAUGCUACCACUCCCUUUCUGUGGCCCUAACAUCUUGGAUAACUUCUACUGUGAUGUUCCUCAAGUACUGAGACUGGCCUGCACUGACACUGCCCUCUUGGAGUUCUUCAUGAUUUGCAACAGUGGGAUGCUGGAUGCCGUCUGGUUCUUUCUCCUUCUGACCUCCUACUCAAUCAUCCUGGUGAUGCUGAGGUCCCAUUCAGGAGAAGAGAGGAGGAAGGCAGCUUCUACCUGCACCACCCACAUCAUCGUGGUGUCUCUGAUCUUCAUUCCAAGUAUUUACCUCUAUGCCCGUCCCUUCACCCCAUUCUCCAUGGACAAGGCUGUGCCCAUCAGCCACACGGUCUUGACCCCCAUGCUCAACCCCAUGAUCUACACCCUGAGGAACCAGAAAAUGCAGGCAGCAGUGAAGAGAUUAGGGAGGCUCUGGCUGGUUUGUAAAAAGGAAUGA